AUGGUGCUCGCGGAGCCCCGGAUUGGCACGGAACGGCAGGCCGGCCGAACUCUGGCCUGUCUGGUCCUCUGCGUCUUUGCCAACGGCCCUCCGGGGUCGCCGCUCGUAUGAACGAUCAAUUGGCCUGCUUUUCGUGAGGGCCGAGCCUGUGGGUCGUGUCACACGACAGGCUAUCUGUCCUCUCUCCCUUUCUCAUCAGCUUCAUCUCUUUGAUUGAAAGCUUUCUGGAAUAACAUUAAACAAAGAUUCCGUGUGAAAAAAACCUUUUUGAUGACCGUUAGCACAUGAAAAAAACUGAUAUUGCAAUAAAAUUCUUCAAGAUAUUAUCAAAUUUUUUUCAGACUUCCGAUUUUUCAUCUAUUUGACUGGAAGGAAUAAUUUUUUUGUUGGGUUGUAUCGGUGGAUUCUACACUUUUUUUAUUCCCAGAGUUUUUAAAAUAAAUAUUUGUUCUGAGUAAUUCGCAUAACAAAUCAAUUUUUAGUCAGUUUUUCCUUAACAAUCUUUUUAUUUUUUUCAAUUUUUCUCUUUGAGAAUUUUUAUCCCAUGGAUAUUGAGUAUUUUUUUGGUAUCAAAGGGAAUUGAAAAUAAACACUUUUUUGAUCUAACCGAAAAAUGCAUAACGUCUGUGAAACUUGUGAAGUUGAAUAAUUUUUUUGUCUUUUUUUCUUUUUCAUUAUUAUUUUAUACUAAUUUCUUUUUGAACAAUUUAUUGUGUCUCGAUAUGUCCCAAAAAAAUGGUUUUCAAAUAUUGAACGGAGUUUUUUUAUCAAUGGUUUUUUUGAUUUUUUUGUUUUUUUCUGAAAAAAACCUCAUUGAUAAUAUUUCAAAAAAAUUAUUUUUAUACAAAAUCGAAUUGACGACCUUUUUUUAAACAUUAGGAAACAUUUCGUAAUUUCACUUUUUUUCAUAUUUUUUUGUUUUUUUGAUAUUUGUAUGAAAUCUCAACUACAUUUUUUUACGUUUCAGAAAAAAAGUUCCGUUAAAUUAGCGUGAAAGUUUUUUAUUUGAAAAAAAUAUAAUCUUUUUAAUUCUCCUACUUAUAGAUCACUGUUUCAUUGAAGGAAAAUUUGAAACAGAAAAAACUCUAUCAAAUGGCAUCCACUUCAGCCCAAGUAACCUCUAGCGCCAGCCUUUUUUUCUUCUCGUUUUGCGUUUGCGCAUUCCACUCGAGAAAUUUUUUUAUUGAGAGCCUCCUAGAAAAAUUAAAUCUGCGAACAACGCUUUGCCCUUUGACAGAAAGCACUUUUUUUGAAUUUUCAAUCAAAAUAUUUUUUGGCUAGGGAGAAAGUUUUUCGGGGGAUCGGUGCAUAUAACUGAGCUGACUUUUUGAAACAGAAUAAAUUGUUUUUUUUUGUUUGUUUCAUGCAUGUGAAAAUCUGAAAAAAAUCCAGUUAAUAAGUUCAAUAAUGCUUAACUAAAAUUCAGAAAACUUUUUUUGUUGUUUCAAAUUGAAAUCAUCCAAAACAUAAAUUUUUCAAUUUUCCCAACGGUCUCCAUUGUUCCGCAAUUUGAACGGUGAAAAUCUCUGUCGGAUUUUUAUGGCCGAAUUAUUUUCCGUCUCUGACUUCUGUGUGAAAGUUCACACGGCCGGUAAUUCAAACACAUUUUGUUCGAUUUCUGAUGAGGGUAUCGGUAGUUUCAGACACAUUUUGUACCAUAACUAGACAGGAGGCCCUCAUGGCACGAUUUUUCUCCUUUCAAAUGAAACUGGGUCAAAAAAAAUUUGCUCAUCGAAUAAAUUUAAUGACCAAAUCAAUUCAUCAAUUCUUUAUCAUUAAAAAGUUUCUUGAGGUAGAAAGAAGUUUUUUUAAACUUUUUCUCACUUUUGUCUUAAGAGAAAACUGUGAAAAAGAAUAAUUUUUUUGGCCUCACAACAGGCAUUUUUCAUUUUUCUGUUCCAAUAACAAUUUUUUUCGGGGAGUAAAGAUUUAUUGUAGACUAGUUUAAGAGAUCAAAUCGAAAUUGCAAUGCCAAUUUGAAAAGUCAAUCGAAAUUUUCCGGGAAUGAAAAAGGAGUUCAGUAGUCAAAAAAAUGAGUAACCUAGGGUUUUUUUAUGAAUUAAUUGAAUCAAGACAAAUGUUUACAGUUACUCAGAGAUGAUGAAUGAGUUUCUUGACAUUACUGAACUACAGGCGCAAAACAAAGGGGCUAAAAUUUUGUAACAUGAUUUUUCCCUAACUUGAGGUGAAUAAAAUACAAAUUCAAUAAGUUUCGAGAGACCCGGUUGGCGCCAAUUCAAACGUCGAGGUUAGGAGAUUCAUGAGCGGUUGAUGUAGAUGAUUUGAGAGUGAUUGACACUGAAAGCCGGGCUGAAAGGCGCCAGCGACUUCCGCUUCGGAGGCCGCGUUCUUUCGUUGUCCCCAGCAAAACCGACGCGUGUGCAGAGCGGAACAAGUUUCUUAGUUUCUGGCUAUGCCUCCGCGCACUCCGUGUAUUGAUCGAUGCGAUUAUCCAGCCGACGCUCUUGAAUUCCUUGCCAAAUGGUUGAGAAAAUAAGCCGCCGUCGGCCUUCUACUGGUGUCCAGCUAAUUAUUUGCACUCUUUUCUUUGCGCUGUUUUUGAUUUUUCCAUGAAAAAAACCUCAAAAACUCCCGCUUUUUUUAGUCUUGCUUCCACUUGGUCGCCGUUCCGACCGAAAGCUAAUGAAUUCCUUGCCAAAUGGUUGAGAAAAUAAGCCGCCGAUCUCAAUGAGUAUUUUGAGAGGGCCGGUUGCGGUAGCUUUCAGACAUCUUCUAUUCCUAUCGCUCCAGCUUUUCAGGGGCUCAAAAUUAAAUAAAAAGGAAGAAAUAGGGUUUCUGUUUAUAUAUUCUUCAUGACGUUAGCCAAUUAUUCCCGACAAGGCACUUUUUAACUGGUUCUUUACGCUCAAAAAAAUGCAGUAUAUAACCGCAUUGGAAAAUUUCUUGAAAAAUGGACCCACAAGGUAUUUUUUUACAGUUCGUUUUUGAAGUCACCCUGAUGCUUUCUAGUCGCUUCUUCUUUGGGUUGAUUGUGCCCUUUAUCAAUUUUUAUUUCUGUCCCUUUAGGCGUGAAAUUUCAGAUUUGACAUGAACACUUGAGCUCUUUUCAAAGUCAUAGAUGAAAAUUUGGUGCAAUUAUUUGUGUAGAGCAAUUAAAAAAAAACAUGGUCUGUUUUUUUAAAAGUAAUCAACAGAAACUGCAACUGAUGCUUUUUUUAGAUAGAAGGUGAGGCCAAAAAUGCUUCACUUUUAGAUGGCUGUGGCUUUGCAUUUGUGAACACUUGUUUCUCCGACACUUAUAAAAAUGGUAGCAGAGUGAAGGAUACUGGACCGGGCCAUAGUAGUCAAUAAUCGGUUUCUGUUUCAGGACAGCCAUUUUCGGUCGGCCUCGUGCUCUGUGCGGUGAUAAGAGCUGACGGCCUUUUUCAGCAUUAUAGUCAAGCGGUUAUUGUUUUUUCGGAUUGCGUGACCUUGGUCCAAACCGACCGCAGCUGCGUUCUCAAUGGAAUUCUCUCCUUUGUCGAGCUCUCCAACCAUCCUCUUUUCGCAUAUUUACGCCCGUAGUUGCGAUUCCAAUCGAUUUCGGAAUCCAUAUAGUUCCUCUUCAACAAAAAGUCUCUGUUCCUUUUUUCACUCCUAAACUUUUUAAUUGAGGAAAUACAGUGUAACAGAAAUGUUGAAAAUUUAGAUAAUAAAAAAAUGUCGCAAUAGAAACCAUUUUUUUCUGACUUCCAUUGUGAAAAUCUUGUAAAUGAAAUCGAAUUUGGUUAAGUGAAAAAAAUCCAAAAAAACAUUUGCUUAUUGUCAAAAUUUUGAAUGUAUAAGAUGCUGUCAAUUUUUUUUAAAAUUUUGUUUAUUUUUGAUCACUUUUUCCAUUUUUCAAUUUAAAAAUUCAAAAAGAAAAAAACUUUAAAAAAAUAUUCAAACUAAAUAAAACUCUCAGAAAUUCUAUUAAAACAUUCAAAGGAAAAAAAUAGCAUAAUUUGAUUUUUUUGCCUAGUAGUUAAAUGAAAUUUUUUUAAUGUUUUGUUGAGUCGUUGAAAAAAAUAAUAUAAAAAUAAAACUACCUUUUAGAAAAAAAUAAAUUUUUCUCAAAAAGUGUGAUUGAAAAAAAUUAAAAAAACUUUUUGUAAAUUAUAUUUGAAGAAAACUUUCAGUGUGAAGAAAACGAAAAAAAGAAAAAAAUGAAUUCGAAAUGGACUUGCAAUAGAAAAGUUUCCGUUUUGAUCUUUUUCUAUGCGACCGCGCGAUCUUUCGGCGGCACCGAUUGCGGCAAAAAGGCGCGAACAAAAAAAUCUCGCCCAAGUCGCUCUUCGCCUUCUCCCAUUCAUUCCUUCCUUCUGCACUCGCAAUGGUCCCGGUCCCUCUUCUUCUUCUUAUUACUCCGACCAUCGUCUUUCUGCAGAUUUUCAUUGCUUUCUCCACCUCUCCCACAAAUUGAAUUCGAUCAAUUGAUUACUCCCACUCCCUUGUUUUACCUUCUUAAAAACAAGUUUUUAUCGAAAUCAGCUUAUUAACUCUUUUUUUCUUGCUUACUAUCUUUUUUCACACGUACUUUGUUUUCCGCGUUCCCAUGGUUUUACCCGAUUGAGGCGUCGUCUAUGAGGUCGCUUAGCAACCUCUUUUUCACGCGUUAAAAUGAAAAGUUGAAUUUCAGGUCCCCAACAUGUCGAUUUCGACGAUACGCCGCCAAGUUAAAAAUGUCGCUUACAACUUUUCCGAUGCUCAAGUGAAAGUACGCGAGGCUACAAGGUUUACUUUAUUUGAUGGUUAUGUUGUGAUGAGCAAAUUUUGAGAAGGGAAGUGUUUAUCCAAAGGAAAAGUUAUGAAUCGAAAGUUUUGGGCGUAAACGCAAAAACUGAAAUAACCAAAUUUAUAACUUUUAGCAAUGAUCCAUGGGGACCAUCAACGGCGCUCAUGUCAGAGAUUGCCGAUCUCACCAAUAAUCCGAUGGCUUUCACGGAGAUCAUGUCAAUACUUUGGAAACGAUUAAAUGACUCUGGCAAGAACUGGCGCCAUGUCUACAAAAGUCUCGUCCUUCUCGAUUUUCUCAUCAAAUGCGGAAACGAAAAGGUAAGCUGUUCUUUUGUUUCAGACUAAAAAAUUUCAAAUUUGAUUCAGGUUGCUCAGCAAUGUAGAGAGAACAUCUUCACUAUCGAGACUUUGAAAGACUUUCAACACGUUGAAGAUAACAGGGACCAGGUGAGUAGUUUCGCUUUCGGAUGGCUUACUAAAUAUUGAAUAGAAAAAAAAAAGUUCGUUCAGGGCCUUAACAUUCGCGAAAAAGCCAAGCAAAUCACCACCCUUCUGUCGGAUGAUGAGCGGUUGAAGAACGAACGAACACGCUUUAUGCUGACGCGAAAUAAGUUCAAGAACAACACGGGCGCCGUCGGAGCUGAAACUUCGUCAUCAUCCAGAAGACGUCAACAUAUAGACGCUGCUCUUGGUUAGUUGGUGAUAAUCGGUAAUGACGACGAAUAUCGAUUCAGAUCCUGACUUUGAAGACGCUCGGCCGUCUUCUGCUACAGAAGAGGAGAUGCAACUGCAGAUUGCUUUGGCUCUUUCUCGCGAAGAACACGAGAAACAAGAUGAGAUGCGCAAGGGCGACGAAGUUCGGCUACAGGUAUUCAAUCAAUUCUUGCUUGAUCAAACUGCUAUUUCACUCUAUUUCGAAUUUUUAUUUUCAGCUUGCUCUGGAAGAAUCGAAGAAGGAAGCCGAGCGAAUGGCCAACACAGUUCAAGGCACUGUUAACAGUGGUCAACUCACGCAAAGUGCUCUCGAUGAUCUUCUCUCUCUCGGUGUUGGCGAGGUACUACUAAAAAAAUGCAAUAUACAUAGGUUAUCAGUGAAGAAAUACGAGAAAAAAACAGUUACUCAUUGAAAAAUUCCUUCAAACAGGAAUUAUCAUCAUAUACGUGAGAACCCUGCAAAAACGUUCUCAUAGUGCGUAGCACACAAAAAUAGCGAAACUCGUUGGAAAGUUCAGUUGUGUAAUUUGGGAUAAGUACAAUCAAAUGAAGAUUCGGAAUUCCCUGAAAGAAUUAUAACAAUACGAAAAAUAAUGAAAUAAACGAAAAAGUUCAUUUUUGAACUUAAUACAUACUCUUUCAAAAUUGAAAAAUUUUUUGGACAUGUGAAUAUCUUAGAAAAGUAAAAAUAAGAGAAAAAAUCUGAAAAUAGGACGCCACAGCCGUUAAAAACAUGGAAAAUGCAAAAUAAUAAUCCAAAGGUUGCAAAAAUAUAUUUAAAGUAAAACCAGCAGGUUACCUCUUCUUUUGUCACGGUUGAAUAUAUUUUUCAUUAUUGCAGCUCGUGACUACAGGUGGAGAGCAACCGUCCUCAUCUGCUUGGGGCGGAUCCUCUUUGGUGGAUCCUUGGGGAAUGCCACAAGCUGCUCCUAGUCAAGCUCAAGCACAGCUCUACCCUCAGAGUACUUUUCCUGUCUUUUACCGUUAGGUAAUAAAUGAAUUCACAGAUCAAAUCAACGAUCCAUGGGGAUCGGUCCAAGCGCCACAGCCUCCGCAGCCUGCGCAGCCGGUGAAUCACGAUCUUUUCGCUGCUUGGGAUGAGACUCCAACUAACACUUCUCCACCGGCCUACAACCUCGUGAAUGUUGACGUGAGUUCAAAUAAAAAAAAAACAAAGUUUCCGUUCCGUGGAUCACACUCAAAUUUUUUCAGCUUCUGGCUCCAACGACGUCUGGACCAAAUAAUGGAGUGACGACAAACGGCAGUGCUACCACAAAUGGAAAUGGAACUAACGUAACGAUGCGAAAAACUCCUGAGAAUUUCCUCGGGGAAAACAGCAGCCUCGUGAACUUGGACAACUUGCUUGGUACUUCACAGACAAAUUCAAACUGUGAGUGCUAAAGAUGAAAUUCCAAAAAAUUCCAGUGAAAAUAAUUCUUUGAAAUUUUCAGAGAAAUGGGUUGACAAUAUACCCAAAAAUUCCUUGAAAGAAUAUAGUUUGGGGAUCGAUUGGGCAUAGUUUGAAUUUCCAAAUAUGCGGUCCCGAAACGGAUUUUCUCCAAAUUCAACUUCAUGCGUUCUUCAGAGCUUGAACUUCAAAUUUGUAAAAAAAAUAUGAUUAAGAUUAAUAUCGGUGACGAAAUAUAAAAAUCUUGUUCUUUUUUUUAUGAAGCUAGAAAUCUGAAGUCCCUUAUUGUAAUUCAGUUAUUGAAAAAAAAACAUUACAGCGGGCAAUCCGUUCCUGUCCUCGAACACGAACACUUCGGUCAACUUGUUCACGGCUCAACAACGCAAGUCGCCCACUCUGAACGAGAUGCGGGCCGCCCAAGGCCAGGCUCCUCCAAUUCCUCAGAUGGGACCUCGUGGAGCUCUGCCGCAGCCGAUCGCCGGCUCAGCCAACCCUUUCGCCAACCCGUUCUGA
Molecule: messenger RNA, 7351 nt
Organism: Caenorhabditis auriculariae
Lineage: Eukaryota; Metazoa; Nematoda; Chromadorea; Rhabditida; Rhabditidae
Source: the annotation of a GenBank genome assembly